AUGGGUAAUGUGCGAACCCAAACGAAUUACCACGGUAUCACACAUUCACACCGAAUCUUCACAGAUUCCCGGCGCAGCAUGGCGAGGGGAUCUGCUGCCGGCGGCAACAAGGCCGGUGGCGCCAAACCCUCGAUCGAAAUCGACUGGACGGCGACGUUCGAGGGGUCUCCAUCGUCAACCAUCGCGGGCGGCGAUGGCUCGGCGAAGAAGGACCCGAAGACGCCGACCUCCGGCGAUCCGUCGAGCAACAACGCGCAGCCACCGAAGAGCGCAGCCACGCCCCCGGCUGAGGGCAAUUCGUCGACCAAGCCCCCGCGGCCGGCCAAGGGUAACUCCCGGCAGCCUGCCCGCGGAGGCGGGCGUGCGAAAAAGGAGGCGCCGGCCGCACCGCCUCCUUGUCCUUUGACGGCCAGCUUUGGGGGCAAAACCAAUUUGGACACCUUUGGCUGCGAUCUCACCGCGGCGGCGGCGAACGCUGACCCCGUCGUUGGCCGCGAGGAUGAGAUCGACCGCGUGGUGUGCAUCCUGUCCCGCAAGUCCAAGAACAGCGCCGUGCUCGUGGGCGCGGCCGGGGUCGGCAAGACGGCCAUCGCCGAGGGCCUCGCGCAGCGCAUCGCCCGCGGCGAGGUGUCCGGGGUCCUGGCCGGCGCGCGCGUCUUGGAGAUCAACGUCGCCGCGAUGAUCUCCGGCACGAGGGCCCGCGGCACGUUCGAGGAACGGUUGACCGGCCUGAUCGCCGAGGUGGAGGCCGCCGCGGCCGGGAAGGUCGUCUUGUUCAUCGACGAGAUACACACGCUGCUCGGCGCCGGUCUCUUUUCUGGCUGCAUGGACGCGUCCAACAUGCUGAAGCCGGCGCUGGCGAGGAGCCGUGUCCGGUGCCUCGGCGCCACGACGCACGCGGAGUACCACCACUACUUUCUCCAGGACAAGGCGUUGGAGCGGCGGUUCCAGAAGGUGCACGUCUCGGAGCCCAGCGAGGAGGAAACCGUAGCCAUCCUCCGGCGGCUCAAGGCGGCGUACGAGGAGCAUCACGGCAUGGAGAUCCAGGACGAGGCGCUCGUCGUCGCCGCCAAGCUUUCCGGCCGCUAUAUCCCAGCACGACAUUUCCCGGACAAGGCGAUCGAUCUUGUUGAUGAGGCGUGCGCGACGGCGAGGCUGGUGAUGGAUCGCCGGAAGAAGCAAGCCACAGGCAACGACGACAAGCCCUUGGCGCCCAAGGACGAAAACGUCGGACCGGACCACAUAGCGCAGAUCGUGAGCAAAUGGACAGGAAUCCCUGUGACUAGUCUGGGGACUGACGAGAGGAAGCGGCUACUGGAGCUGCCGAAGCGGCUGCACCGGCGCGUCAUCGACCAGGACGAGGCGGUGAACGUCGUUGCCGAGGCCGUGGUGCGCUCGCGGUCGGGCCUCGGGGAGCCAAACCAGCCGUCAGGAUCGUUCCUCUUCCUCGGCCCCACCGGCGUCGGCAAGACGGAGCUCGCCAAGGCCCUCGCCGAGCAGCUCUUCGGCAAUGAGAAGCUGCUCGUCCGCAUCGACAUGUCCGAGUACAUGAGCAGCAGCUCCGUCACUCGCCUCAUCGGCGCAUCUCCUGGGUCGCAUUUGUACGAGAAGGGCGGGCAGCUCACUGAGCUGGUGCGGCAGCGACCGUACAGCGUGGUCCUCCUGGACGAGGUGGAGAAGGCCGGCGCCUCCGUGCUCAACGUCUUCCUCCAGAUCCUCGACGACGGGCGCGUCACCGACGGGCAGGGCCGCGCCGUCGACUUCACCAACACCAUCAUCAUCAUGACCUCCAACCUCGGGGCGCACCACCUCCUCGCCCGCGCAGCCAGCAAGGACACGGAAGCCACCCGCAAGCGUGUGAUCGCCGACGUGCAGAGGCACUUCGGCCCCGAGCUCGUCAACCGGCUGAGCGAGAUGGUGAUCUUCCGCCCGCUCUCCCGCGAGCAGCUGCUGAGGGUGGCGAGGAUGCAGCUCAAAGGCAUCGCCGCGCGCCUCGCCGAGAAGGGCAUCGGCCUCGACAUCACGGACGCGGCCCUCGACGUGAUCCUCUCGCGGUCCAGCGACCAGGUGCAGAUGUACGGCGCGAGGCCGGUCAAACGCUGCCUGCAGAAGAACGUCAUGACAAGGAUAUCCAAGAUGGUGGUGCAGGAGGAGGUGGACGACGACUGCUACGUGUCCGUCGACGCCGACGAGGAGAAGAAGGACCUGGUGUUUGCCGUGGACAAGCAGAGUUCCAAGGAGAACGACGACCCGUCGUCCUCUUCCACCAAGAAGAGGAAGAGGCCCCCCGUGAAGCAUCUGGUCGUGAUUGAUGAAGACGAAGAAGACGAGUGA
Triticum turgidum subsp. durum (durum wheat) is the source of this 2334-nucleotide messenger RNA. Lineage: Eukaryota; Viridiplantae; Streptophyta; Magnoliopsida; Poales; Poaceae. The record is from the annotation of a GenBank genome assembly.